This is a messenger RNA of Emys orbicularis (European pond turtle), 1728 nucleotides long. It is a transcript of the gene STRAP, whose product is annotated as serine/threonine kinase receptor associated protein. NCBI's taxonomy places the organism in Eukaryota, Metazoa, Chordata, Testudines, Emydidae. Gene Ontology annotation, cellular component: SMN complex. Gene Ontology annotation, biological process: spliceosomal snRNP assembly. The record is from RefSeq and is a predicted model, not a curated record. The transcript has 10 exons. Gene Ontology annotation, molecular function: protein binding; RNA binding. Bases 203 to 1255 code for a protein of 350 amino acids.
UCCGCCGCCGCUUCCUGUUCCUGUCCAGCCCAGGUUGGCCUAGCUCGUGUUCCCGUCUUGUGCUGUCCCGUGUGUGCGCCCGUCGCGCGCCUCCCUCUCCUCUUUCCCGCCGCCCGCUCGCUCGCUCCCCCUACCCCAGGCCUCGCCACACGCGCCGCGCGUUCCUCCCGCCCUCCGCUUCCCCGGAGCCGCCGCCGCCGCCAUGGCGAUGAGACAGACCCCGCUGACGUGCUCCGGGCACACGCGGCCCGUGGUGGACUUGGCCUUCAGCGACAUCACCCCCUACGGCUACUUCCUCAUCAGCGCCUGCAAGGAUGGUAAACCUAUGCUACGCCAGGGUGACACGGGCGACUGGAUUGGAACAUUUCUAGGUCAUAAAGGUGCCGUCUGGGGUGCCACUCUGAAUAGGGAUGCCACUAAAGCAGCUACAGCAGCUGCAGAUUUUACAGCUAAAGUAUGGGAUGCUGUUUCAGGGGAUGAACUGAUCACACUGGCUCACAAGCAUAUUGUCAAAAGUGUGGAUUUUACUGAGGACAGCAAUUACCUGUUGACAGGUGGACAAGAUAAAUUGUUGCGUAUUUAUGACUUGAGCAAGCCAGAAGCAGAACCUCAGGUGGUCAGUGGACAUACUUCGGGUAUUAAAAAGGCUUUAUGGAGCAGUGAUGACAAACAGAUCCUUUCAGCUGAUGAUAAAACUGUCCGCCUCUGGGACCGGAAUACCAUGACUGAAGUAAAAGCAAUAAAUGUUGCAAUGUCUGUGAGCAGCAUGGAGUAUGUUCCCGAGGGGGAGAUACUGGUGGUAACCUAUGGGAGGACUAUUGCUUUUCAUAGUGCAGAGACUCUGGAGCAGAUUAAAUCGUUUGACGCUCCUGCUACAGUCAACUCUGCAUCCCUUCACCCUGAGAAAGAAUUUCUUGUUGCAGGUGGUGAAGACUUUAAACUUUAUAAAUAUGACUAUAAUACAGGAGAAGAGCUAGAAUCUUACAAAGGACACUUUGGUCCCAUUCACUGUGUGAGAUUUAGCCCAGAUGGAGAGUUGUAUGCUAGUGGCUCUGAGGAUGGAACGUUAAGACUGUGGCAGACGACAGUAGGGAAAACAUACGGUCUUUGGAAAUGUGUAGUUCCUGAAGAGGAGGGUGGAGAGCUGGCAAAAGCAAGGGUCAGCCUUCCAGGAACGGCAGAAGAGGAGCUAGAAGACCUUACUUCUGAAAAUUCAGAUUCCAUCUACAGCUCAACUCCUGAAGUUAAGGCUUGACCAUCACAGCUGUUAUGCAACAAAUGGACAUAGAGACUAAAUCAAGCAAACGGUGAUAAGCAGCAGCCUUCCAGAGUGCGCUCUCUACAUAAGGCAAAGAUGGGCAGUAAUUGAUGAGAAUGUGUUGGAACUGGCUAGGUGGUAUCCAUAAGAGAACUGAGUAUCGAAAAAGACAAGUAGUAGAGUUUUGCUAUAUUUUAGCGCACCUGCCUACUGUCUUUUUGAAUGAAGUGUGCAAGCCAAGAUCCAGUCUCUCCAAUUUCAAUUAAACUUACUGUAGUGUGUUUUCUUUAUUAUGGAGAAAAAAUUUAAUGGCUUUUACCAGUAUUUUUUCUGAAAGCUGAAAGAUGUGGCUUUAGUUGUAAAGCAGGGAUUAUGUGCUCGAGUAUUUGGUUCGGUUUUUCUGUUUCAUUGUACACCGCUUCUGAACAUCUAACCGUUUUCAGUUGUCUAAAUAAAAUGCCUUGACAACA